This is a messenger RNA of Xyrauchen texanus (razorback sucker), 3058 nucleotides long. RefSeq names its product transforming growth factor beta regulator 4 (gene fastkd4). Lineage: Eukaryota; Metazoa; Chordata; Actinopteri; Cypriniformes; Catostomidae. Gene Ontology annotation, cellular component: mitochondrial matrix; ribonucleoprotein granule. The transcript has 13 exons. Gene Ontology annotation, molecular function: RNA binding. Gene Ontology annotation, biological process: mitochondrial RNA processing; regulation of mitochondrial mRNA stability. Bases 248 to 2140 code for a protein of 630 amino acids. The record is from RefSeq and is a predicted model, not a curated record.
CGGCUGUUGUCUAUGUCUUCGCCCAUGUAAAUGUCGUCGCCGUUGAUUUAUUAAAAAAAAACCAUAUGAGGUCGUCAAACGUUCUUGAUGGUAAUGUUGACAGUUUCGUAAGCUCAUUGCGGCGCCUCUUCAAAUCGGCAAGGUCAGAAUAGACUUCAGCUCAGUGACAGACUGUCAGGUGGCCAGGUGAGAUGUGGGUGCAAAUGCUUUGAUUGUUUUAUUGAUCACCAGAAGUCCCGUCUCCAAAAUGACCACCAGGCUGCUGUGGAGAUGGGUGCGACACUUUCCUCGCUGCCCUCAGGCUGCUGCAGCCUCAGUCCGACUACAGAUGCCCACAGUGCACUCCACAGAGCCAGCAUGCUCGUUGUCCUUGUCUUGGCUCCAGCCUGCUUCUAGGCACCUCUGUCAGAGCAGUGAACUGGCCAAGAUGGAGGAGUCCCCAAUUCCAUAUGAACGCUCCGAAAUAGUCGGACUUGUUGAAAAGGCAGCCACUCCACAGGAAGUGCUUCAGUUAUGGGCAGAGCAAGGUGGAUCUGCUGGUGAUGCAGCCAGGUGUCUGAUCCAGCUAAGUCUGAGGGUCAUGGAGAAGGGUGGAGAUGGAAUUCUGCAGGACCCACGCUGUGAAAAAAUGCUGGAGACAGUAAACUCUCAGGUGUCUUCAGUAUGGAAUGGGUCUCUAGUGGCUCUCCUGCGUGCUCUCACCAUGUUGGGUCUCCCUUCUGAUGCCCCUCUGCUCCACUCUCUCCAGAAUGAAGUGCUUUGGAGGAUUCGGCGCCUCACUUACCGUCACCUUGCCUACCUGGUGGACUGGGUAGCAUUUCAAAGCAGUAAAGGGCAGGAACAUGAAGCUCUUACCAAAACCCUGCUGAAGCAGCUUGAGCUGCGAUGGACUGAGCUGUGUGAUCCUCGUACCAUCACCAUUCUCAUGAGCCAUGCCUCACUCCUCUCCCCAUCAUUCAUGGACAAACUACAGGACAAGGCCCUGGAAUUUUCUGAGAACUUCAGCGCAGAGGAUAUCCGCAGGGUGGCAUUUUCAUUGGCCUCUCAAAACAGGAGAACCGUUCCUUUGUUGCGGGCACUCUCAUAUCACCUGAACCAGAAACCUUCCGUGGAACUGAAAACAUCACUGCUGCUUGACGUUGCAUAUGCUUAUGGUAAGCUGAAUUUUCACCAGACACAGGUGCUCCAGAGAAUAGCUGCAGAGUUAUUGCCAAGGUUAUCAGAACUGAGUUCACUUGACGUCACACGCUGUGCCAAGUCUCUGGCCUUCCUCAAGUGGCUACACCUUCCUCUGUUUGAAGGCUUUGCUCAGCACUAUGUGAGUAAUAGUGAAAAGUACAGCACUCUGCAAGUGUGUAAUCUCCUCAUGUCUUUCGCCAAACUCAACUUCCAUCUCAGCGAAGGGGCGGAUUUCUACCCAAAGGUGCAUGCAGCUUUGGAAAGUUCCUUUCAAAAUUUAGAGCCCUUUCUGAAAACAGAUGUGGUUUGGUCACUGUGUGUACUGAACCAGGCCAAGCCUGAUUACAUCACCUCUGUUACAAAGCCUGCCUUUCAGAUGAAACUUUCAGCAGGUGGCAGGGUGGGCCAGACCGAGAACUAUAGACAGAAAUUAUUACAUAUCUCUGCCUAUUCUCAGCUGGAGCCUCUUGGAGCCACUGCAUCCCCCGUUGUGCUGCUGCCAGUUCCUCAGAGCAAAGUGGAGUCCAACACUCCUCUUCAAAGCAGCCUACACACAGCCCUCAAGAGCCUGACCAACAGUCGGACACAGGCCCUCCGUACUGCUGUAAAAACAGUAUACGGCUGGACUAUUGAUGGAGAGCUUGUAGUAGAUUCAGAAAAUAAAAUUAUUGAUUUAGAGAACAUAAAAGCUCCUCACUUACCUGGAGGUGGUGGGACUGGUGCCUUACCUGCAGGGACAAGACGGAUAGCAUUUGUGGCUUUGGAGUUUCCUAACUUUUGUCUCAGGAGCAAGGAUCUUCUGGGGCGCUUUGCAAUGCAGAAACGCCACCUACGGCUGGCUGGUUUUAUAGUGGUGGAGGUGCCGUACUUUGAAUGGCUGGAGCUGAAGUCUGACUGGCAGAAAGUGGCUUACCUAAAGGACAAGUUAGGGAAGGCGGUGGCUGAGGACAUGGCGAAGUGAGACGAUGGAUCAGCGUUUCAUCAAACCUAUCAAACAGUGGUGUGGCACAAGCUGCUAAAAUACAUUUGUAAACCUAGGCAAAACUUUACAGAUAAGGGAAGGAUAAUAAGUACUACCACACAUAUUAUGCACACAUGUAUAUCUAUGAAAGAAAUGUUGGUGUCCAUAUGUUCCAUGAUGCAAAAAUCUGAAGAUUAAGGUUGAUGCAUGCAAGAUGAUCAAAAGAUGAAAUCAGCAGAUGCUUAAAAGCAACAAGUGUGUGUGACUGAGCUGAAAAACAUAAGUGAUUUUCACCACAGGGGAAACCAAUCCUCACAACCACAAUAAAUUAUUUCUUUUCUUCUAUUGUCUAAAACAUUGUACAUUGUUGUCCUCAAAAACGACUGGACGUCUUUUCUACUACCACUAACAAUAAAUACGUUGUUGAUGCAGUUGUCUGGAUGAUAACUUGGGCUUUCCUUGUUUCCAAGGAGACAGUUGUUGAGGUUGAUCGCUCAGAAACUGAGAGUUCAGUACAUAAAAGAUUAUUUUCUCUACUUUUCUUAUUAAUUAUUGUAGUAAAGGUGAAAAGUAAGGUUUAAGAGAAAAUUUUAAUUCUGUCAUUUACCUCAUGUUUUUCCAAACCUAUAUGAAUUAUUUCUGCCAUGGAACCCUGAGGAUGUUAGGCAGAAUGUUUGGGAUUGACAGGCUUAGUCACCAUUCACUUGCAAUGCAUGUAAAAAAAGAUUCAAUGAAAGUGAAUGGUGACUGAGGCUGUCAUUCCCUAAAAUUCUGCCUAAUGUCUCUUUUUUUGUGUUUCCCAUGUAGUAAUUAUAGGGUUUUGGAACAACAUAAGGGUAAGUAAAUGCUGACAGUAUUUUCAUAUUUGUGUGAUCUGUUCCUUUAAUAAUAUAUGAUAAAAACUCUUCUUGACUCACA